Mesorhabditis belari is the source of this 456-nucleotide messenger RNA. The record is from the annotation of a GenBank genome assembly. NCBI's taxonomy places the organism in Eukaryota, Metazoa, Nematoda, Chromadorea, Rhabditida, Rhabditidae.
AUGGCGACUCUCUUUGAAUUGUCGGCCUCGGAUCUCUACUCGAUUGUGAAAAAGAUUCGUCCUGAUGCAGCCACUUCAGUCAGUCCCGACGAUGCUCCAUCUUUACAAUCAAAGGUAACAGAAUGGCUUUUACUAAACAACUUUUCCACGUUGCACAAAUUCGCAAAAAGUGAUUUAAACGAUUGGGAAGUGUCACGGGAUGACGAUUGUGAAAGUUGCAAGAAAUUUAAAGAAAAACAUAAAGUGAAAACCCAAGUGAUCAUGACUCAGCCAACUCCAUUGGGAGACUUGUUGACAUUCGAUGUAAAGAAUGGAGAUCCGAUCUCACCUUCGCCCAACGAGACAUCACGCGUCGAGAAAAGUUGUGGUAUGUGGGCUCGAGAGUGCUUGACGAUGUGUUGUCGUCCACCGAAUCGCGCAAUCUCCAUGAUCUCAUCGUGUGUUCGACGGAAAGCU